Molecule: messenger RNA, 438 nt
Organism: Cryptomeria japonica (Japanese cedar)
Lineage: Eukaryota; Viridiplantae; Streptophyta; Pinopsida; Cupressales; Cupressaceae
Exons: 1
Coding region: 1-438 (145 amino acids)
Source: RefSeq, a predicted model, not a curated record
AUGGAACAUGUUACUGAGGAGCAACAACUAGUAAAUUUGCCUACUUCUACUACCAUGACAAAAACUCCACCCUUGGUGAGAACAAUUGUCAUUCCUGCAAAAAUAACUUUUUUUAUUACAUCAACACCACCAGUAGAUACAACAGUUGGGACAAUUAAUGUCUUACCAACUUCUAUGCCACUACCGCCACUAGUAUCAGUUUCUACAAUUCCAGCUGUGACUAAUUCUAUGAUGCCUAUUACUACAAUGGCCUUGGUACAAGUGAGACCAUCAGCAUUAGCAGUAUCUUCAAGUAAACCACCUACUAGUUUGCCUGCAGUUACCCAAGUGGAAGUCACUACUCCAACCACACAAUCAUUCUUACCUCCUUGGUUGGACAUAGGGGCACCAAAAAGGAAGAAGCAAUUUGUCUCACCAGAUGACUUCAACUUCGAAUAG